This is a messenger RNA of Pocillopora verrucosa, 1266 nucleotides long. RefSeq lists its product as uncharacterized. NCBI's taxonomy places the organism in Eukaryota, Metazoa, Cnidaria, Anthozoa, Scleractinia, Pocilloporidae. The record is from RefSeq and is a predicted model, not a curated record.
CGAUGUCGCCCCUAAUGUGUUUCUGACAAUUAACUCAUCCCUGAGGUUCAGUAAAUAAUUCACGACGAAAAAGGCGUGCUUGUUUGAAUGAAAGUUCUCGAAGAGCGCAUAGCAAUGGACCUCGUCGUCCUGAACAUCAUAAGCAUUCUGGCCUUGAUGUUCUUUCCAAUGAAAAUGAAAGGUCAACCAAAGACUAUUGACGCACUUGGUAAAGGCAUAGAGAGAAAUGCUCACACUGGUGUCGCUUUUGCCAGAUUUAAAGCGCACAAACUGUCCCACCUGAACAUAACAGCACUUGGAGCAGAUUAUGUCCACAGCAGUAAAGAUUGUGGACUUGCCUGUAUCAACACACCCUCGUGCUUUUCUUUUAACCUGGCUGCCGUUGUCGAUAUGAACAGUAAAAUCCUUUGUGAACUGCUUCCCUCGGACAUCCACAACAACUCGGACAAGCUGGUUGCCAAUCAUCUUUUUCAUCAUUUCAGCAUCUGGUCUCCGUGCUUAAACAGGCCUUGUCAAAACAAAGGCACCUGCCGUUCAAAUUACGAGAGCAACAGUUACGUGUGUGUUUGCACGGAAGGAUACACAGGAAGUAACUGCGAAGCAGGUGUUUGACCAAAUUAGAAUCAGAAACUAACCCAUAUCCCCGAGCAUGUACCAACAACCAUAACCGGCUUUGGAAACUCAACACUGACAGCACCCUCUGGCCUAAAGAUGACACCAGCAAAUGCCUCUUCCUGAUUGAACCUGGAAAUAGUGAUCUUUCCUCCGGCUUUUAAGUGUUGCCUUGCAAUUCCAACGAUCUUAACAAGAAGUUCAAUUUCGAGAACCCGACACAACAGUUGCCGAGUGAGCCUAUGUUGCACACGUUCUUUAAACUCAAGGCGAAGAAUGACGGGUUCACCUCUAAUGAUUGGCAAGGGCAGAAUCUGUGCUUGGCGCACAGACCGAUUGGAGUCCACGACCAUUCGCCUGUGGUCGUCCUAGUCCACCAAAUGUGUACUGGUGUAUCAGUGAGGUCGUUCCAAUCUCUGAGUACGGAUAGUUUAAGUUUGAGCCAGUUUCAGAGUAAACCAAAGUUGUGCAACGGAUCAUGCAAUCGAAGAAAUCUGAACGAUAUGAUGCGAAAGGGAAUAAAAAUCAUUUUUGUGACUAGAAAGCUGCAUAACAGCUUCAUAAAAAUAAAGAUUAUGCGCCGGUGAAUAGCUUGUUCAUUUUUCUGUGUGGCAGAAUGCAAAUAGCUCUUAACAGCAAUUCUAGUCACUCUCA